This is a messenger RNA of Plasmodium relictum, 2790 nucleotides long. Its product is annotated as trimethylguanosine synthase, putative. Gene Ontology annotation, cellular component: nucleus. NCBI's taxonomy places the organism in Eukaryota, Apicomplexa, Aconoidasida, Haemosporida, Plasmodiidae. Gene Ontology annotation, biological process: 7-methylguanosine RNA capping; 7-methylguanosine cap hypermethylation. The transcript has a single exon. The coding region runs from base 1 to 2790 and encodes 929 amino acids. The record is from RefSeq and is a predicted model, not a curated record. Gene Ontology annotation, molecular function: RNA cap trimethylguanosine synthase activity.
AUGAUUAAAAUUAAAUAUAAUAAUUUUAAUGACAUAAGGAACAAUAAUAGUAUUUUAAAUAUAAGCUUUUUAGUUCAUCCUUGUUAUUAUACUUCAUUUGAUUUAGAGGAAAAUGACUUGCUAAAUAAAAUGGUUUGUUCUAAUUUUUUAUAUUUUGCAGAAAAAAUAAAUAUAUAUGAUAAAAAUGAAUCAAUGAAAAACUUUAGAAAAGAUGAUUAUUUAGCUAGAGAAUUAAACUUUAUUAAAAGUUCUGAACUAUUAAAGAAUACAUAUAAAUAUAAAAUUCCAAUAAUAUAUCAAAAUAUUAAAAAAUUUGAUUUAUUUGAUCACAGUACAAUUAAUUAUUAUCCUAUAAAUUAUAAUAAUAAGAAAAAAUAUAUAGUAAGAAAUAAAAAUUAUAAAUCAAUUCAAAAAGAAAGAUGUUUUAUAUUAGAUAAUGAAAUGAUUUAUUCUAUGACUCCUGAAUUUAUUUCCAAAAAUAUUGGAAAUAAUUUAUUAAAUUAUGGGAAAAAAUUAAAGAAAAAAAAAAAAAAUUAUGAAAGUGAUAUAGACACGAAUGAAUAUAAAAAUGUGUACAAAGGAUAUAUAAUUAAAGGCAAUAAUAAAAAAAAAAUAAAAAGAGAAAAAAAUAAAAAUUAUAAUGAUAAUAAAAUUAAUAAGGUAAAAGAAAUGAUACUGAUUUAUUUAGAUCCAUUUGCUGGAGCUGGAGGAAAUAGCACUAGCAUAGAAAAUGCUUUUACUAUUGCAUCAGAUAUUAGUUUAAUUAGAAUAAAAGAAUGCAAGCAUAAUUGUAAUUUUUAUAAUAAAAAUGUUGAUUUUAUUUUAUGUGAUUUUUUUAAUAUAGUAAAUCAUUUUAGAAAAAAUACAAUAGACGUAAUUUUUUUAAGUAUUCCUUGGGGAGGACCAACAUAUAAAAAAAAAAAAAAAUUUGAAUUAAAAUCCAAUGAAAAUAGAUUGUCUAUUUAUUCAUGUUUAAAAGAGUCAUUAAAGCUAGCAAACAAUUUGAUUUUUUAUUUACCAAGAAAUGUUUCUAUGGAAGACCUAUUAUAUCUUUAUAAAUAUUAUAGAAAACUGGUUAAUUUAAAAAAAAAAAAAAUGAAAAGAGAUGAUAUUUUUAUUGAAUUAUAUAUUAACAGAAAUAGGUGCAGUUACCGUAGAACCAUUGAUAAUAGUUUAUGUAAUUUUUACUAUUUUUUUAAUCAAGAACACAAUGAAUAUAAUAAUGAAUUUAACUUUUCAAAGAUAAAAAAAUUGUUCAAAAUAAAUAUUGAUCAGUGCAACGAUUCUUUAACUUUUAUGAAAGAAAGCAGAGAAAAUAUUUCAAAUGAAAACUAUGAAGAAAAAGAUGAAUGUGAAAAAUGCAAAGAAAGAAGUGAUGAAAGUUAUGUAGAAAAUAAUAAUGAAUGCGAAAAAUAUAAUGAUGAAAUUGUUGAAAGUCAUAAUAAUUAUAAUAAUAAAAUAAAACAAAAAAAAACAAUAUGGAGAUGGCAUAAUACUUCUAUGGUUGUUUAUUUAGGAAAAAUAUCAUCAUUCAUAAGAAAAAAAAAAAUCAUUGAUUUUAAUAGUAUUUAUUAUGUUCACAACAGUUUAGUAAAAGUUAGAAUGAUAAAAAAAAAAGAUAAGAAAAAUUUUUCUAUAUAUUCAUUUCUAGAAAAUAAAAAGAAAAAAUUAUUCUAUGAUGUCGUAGACGAUAUAAAAAAAAAAGAAAAUUUAUUGAGAAAAUUAAAUAUAAAUAAAAAUACUAUAAAAAAUAACUUAUCAAAUAAAUACAACAAUAUAAUUUCUUUAAAUUACUUUAUUAAAAAAAAAUUAUAUGAAAUUAUUAGUAAAAUAAUAUCUCUAUUUUUUCAAAAUAUAAAAAACAUAAUUGGUUUUCAAAAGAUUAGCUUUUUAAAUAAAAUUUUUAUAUAUAUAGAAAAUGAUUAUGAAAAAAUUUUAACAAGAAAAUUAAAUAAUAAUGGUAAUUUAAAAAAGUACGAAACAUUCAUAUAUCCAGAAGAGAAAACAGUUACAUACUUGCAUCCUAUAAUUAAUUAUUUUAAUUUUCUAAUUGUAAAAAUUAAGAAAAUAUUAAUUUUAUUAUUUGGGAUAUAUUUAUAUGAUAUAUCAUUCCUGAAAUAUUUUUUUAAAUACUAUAAGAUAAAUUUAUUAACAGAAAAUAUAAACAAAAGAAAUUUAAAAAAUAUUCAUUACAAUAUAAUUAGGUUUUUGUUUGAAUUUCUUCUCUAUAUGAAAAUUUUUAUAAAUAUAUUGAAUAAUAAUAUUAAAUUACUAGACUUAACCAACAUAAAUUUUAUUAAUAAUAAUUUCAUAUACUUUUUGGAAUUUUCUAAUAUAAAAAACAAAGGUUAUAAUUACAUUAAUUAUAUUGAUAAAAAUCAGUUUUUAUUAAGUUAUAGAAAUUUUAUAAAAAAAAUUAUUCUACUUUCUUUUAAUUUAGAAUUUAGAAGAAAAGGUACUACUAUCAAGAAAAUUGUAAAUAUUUUUUUUCAUUUUUUAUUUAAAGUAACAAAUACAAAAGUUACUUUAAAUUGCCUAAAUAAUAGUUCAAAUGAAAUAAGUAUACAAUAUUAUAAAUUAAAUAUGUGUUUAGUAAUUGUAAAUUUUUUUACAAAACAAUUUUUAUAUAAUAGUAAUAUCACAUCAUUUUUGGAUUACUUUAAUUCACUAAUUUAUUUUUAUUUCAAUCAAAUAUAUAUAUUAUCUAAUGAUCACAAAAAUUAUUCAAACAUUUUUAUAUUUUAUUUAAACAAAUUUUUAAAUAAUAAAUUUUAUGUAAAUAUUAUAUAA